Molecule: messenger RNA, 2703 nt
Organism: Cyanidioschyzon merolae strain 10D
Lineage: Eukaryota; Rhodophyta; Bangiophyceae; Cyanidiales; Cyanidiaceae
Exons: 1
Coding region: 1-2703 (900 amino acids)
Source: RefSeq, a predicted model, not a curated record
AUGCCAGACAGGGACUCGGGUCGCAGCCCGAGCGACGCUUCAGGCAGAAACGUCGGCGCAGUUGACGACCACUCAGGUCCCGGUGGAGUCCAUGCGUGGCUAUUUAAGCUGAAACAAGGAGGUGUUCUUGCACCCGGUGACCAGAUUACGGCGAACUAUAAGCGUGACGUUUUCAUUGCUGAGGUAGAUUCUGCAGGUUUUCUCGUUGUUCUCGGUGCGCGGGAGGCUUCUACGGGUACAGAUAAUAGCACCGAAUACCAAGAUCUGAUAGGCGUCCGCUUUGGAUCUCCAGACAGUUUUAUGGAAGCCAUGACGAAUAUCUACCUGUCGCGUCGAAGAGGAAGACGUGGUCGCGAAGGGUUAGACGGUUGGGAAAGCUGCGUUGCACAGCGCCAGCAGAAGUCUCUGGGAGAACUCUAUCGCGAGCUCGAACAACUAGUCAACGCGAGUUCAGAUCAGAGUCUUGAAGGAGGAAGAGGCAAACUUGAGGGUUCUUCUGUGAAACGUAUGACGCCUGGGUCCCGGGGAAGCUCCCGAAAACGGAUACAAAGAAAAUCGAAUGAGCCCUCGACUAGUUCGGAUGAGGCCAGCGCUGUUCACCAAUCCCUGUCCUUCGCCAAGCGAAAAAGCCAGGUGUCACGAGCUUCCGAGGAAUCCCCUUCCCAAAGCGAAAGCAGCCAGGAGCAGCAAACGAACGAGUUGCGACUAGAGCGGCGUUCUACACGCGCUGGUUCUCAUGAUGAUGCUACCGUCAGCACCUCUUCUGGGCCAAGACAUGAUGGAAAAUCGAGUGAACUGCACAUCGAAGCGCAUCCUCGCAAAUACCAAGCUCAGCAGGGAGGCGUAGAAAAGAAGUUCCCCGAAAAAUUGCCCCGUCGCUCUUCGGGAGUGGCCGCGCAUCGAAAGGAUACGGCUGAGCCUCAUCCAAGGGGUUCCAGCGAUUCAAGUCCUGAAGAAUUGACUGAAUCUGAACGUACUCAGAAAGCGAUUCGUGACCAGCACAAAGUUCAUCCCGCUGAAGCAAACAACAGCAGCUUUUCAACAGCUCAGUGGGAAUCACUGAAUUUGGAACAAAUAGCCCGAAGAAUGUUGGAAAUGUUAACUUUGAAGCCCAAAGCUUUAUUUGAUGACGCGGAUCCCGAAUCGCUCAUGCGGCUGCAAGAGCUUUCAGAGCACGUGAAGGCUAAGUUACAAAGUCUUUCGGCACAUGCUCGAGCUGAAGAGCCCAUUCUAGCGUCGUUCGCUGCGGGAUACUUAAAGGGGAUUGGCGAGGGCAGAAGCGCCAUUGCACAUGUUGCGACGAAAGCAGUUACAUCUGGUUCUUUUGAGGCUGAUGGGGAAUCGGAGAAUUUGAGCCGGAUUAAGGGUCCUCAGGGCACUGCACUGGCUCCCUCUGCGAGGUCUACCGAAGCUGACACUACGAUCGAAUCCGACGACACAGAGCGUCCCACUGAGGCUCGAACUUCCGAGUCAGAGAAAGGUUCAAAGCGUCGAAAGGUGGAGUGGGAUGGGCUACGUACUAAGCUUGAGGCAGAAAUGAUGGCUAGGCAGGAGCUAGAACUCGAGCGACGAAAUCUUCUCGUGAGUCUGUCGGAUUCUCAAAAGUUUCUCGUCCGCGAAGCCAAAAGGCGCCGAUUGCUUGAGUCGGAGCUCUCAGCAGAGCGCAUGCAGAGUAGCGAACUGCGGGGUAGAAUCGAUCGAAUCCAUCUUCGAUUAAGCCAUCUACUCGGCAUCGACAAUGAAAAUUUCUUGCGCAUCGAUGGAGACGAACGCGUUGAUCAUAGCGUUCAGAGUGCAGAAAAUGCGGAGAAACUCAGCGAAAAUCAUCCGCAAACUGUGGAUGAGGAAGAGCAGAUCGUCAGUGAAAGAGGUUCCCAAUUCACAACUCCCGGUGAAUUCUCCAGGAGGGCUGAAGACCAGCCUUCACAUCCGACCGGAAGCCAGUUUUCAUUAUCUGAGAACCAAGUUUUGAAGGCGCGUCUGCGAAGAAUUGAACGCGAACUCAGAGAAUGGAAAGCCAUGCUCGUAUCCGAGCGGUGCGUGCGUGCGAUCUUGGUCGAUGCAAAGUCGCGACUGGAAUCUGAUAUUGGCGACUUACGCAUCAUAUCGGAAAAGGUUCAGGAACGAAAGCGACCGCACAAAGAGUCGUCUCAGAAAAAGUCGAAAAAGAAGGCGAGUUCGAAAGGACAUGCGCAAACUCUGGCUCCAUCGCAGCAUAUGGGACAAUCUCUGUCAAUGUUGCCAAACGUUCCUGUAAUCUACGGGAACGAGAUAUCCGCCUAUGAUCGAAUGGCCGGAUUUGUUCCGCCUUCGAUGCCGGAGACUGUCCCAGGAUUUAGCGCCUACUCACCAGUCUAUUACUAUCCAUCUUUGCCGCAAAGAAACGGUCUUCCUGGAGAAAUGCCAUUAAUUAUGUCAGCGCAGAACAUGUGGCCUCCGCAGGAAGUGGUUCAACAUCAGUACGGAAUUGCUCAACCUUUCGUGCACCUGGACGCGGCCCAGCUACCUGGACAUGGCGUGGAGGCGAAUUUCCCGUCUGGUGUUGAGCAGGAGACACGCUAUGGAUAUAUGACGGAGAAUUACCCGAACUUUGACGGUACGUUUAGAGGGGGGGUACCCGGUACGAUACCAUCUAUGGUCAACCAAGUGUUCGCCCGUGAUCCGCCGCCCUUCGAUUACAGGAAUGCGCAGGGCUCACGAUGA